UCCGACCCGGGUGUCUGUGCUGUGCGCUUGCUGUGCCGAGCAGCGGCCGCGGGGUUCGCAGGAGGGCGGAGCUCGGAGUGUCCAGGGCCAGACAGGGACACCGGUCGGGUUCCGUUUUCCUUCGCGCGGCUGAACUGCGGGGACUGCACCGGGCCCGACUAUCUCGCCGCAGAGGAGCAGCUGGCCGGGGCCGGGGGGCGCCCGCGCUGAUCCUCCGCCCGCCACCAUGGCCGACCACUUGAUGCUCGCCGAGGGCUACCGCCUGGUGCCGAAACCACCGCCCGCCGCGCCCGCCCACGGCGCCUACACGCUCCGGACUCUGCAGCCCUACGCGGGCCCAGGCUUGGACAGCGGGCUGCGGCCACGGGGGGCUCCGCUGGGACCGCCGCCGCCCCCGCCCGGGGCCCUGGCGUACGGGGCCUUCGGGCCGCCGCACUCCCUCCAGCCCUUUCCGGCCGGGCCGCCUCCGGCCGCCGGCGGCCCGCACCUGCACCAGGUGGCGGCGCUGUACCCAGGCCGCGGCCCCGCGCCCCCCGGCGUCCCGGGAGGCGCCCCUGGGCUGCAGCCGGCGUCCGGGGCCGGGGCCCCGCCACUGCCCGCGCACGCCCUGGGAGGCACGGACGCGGAGCUCAUCGACGAGGAGGCGCUGACGUCGCUGGAGCUGGAGUUCGGGCUGCACCGCGUGCGUGAGCUGCCCGAGCUCUUCCUGGGCCAGAGCGAGUUCGACUGUGUCUCGGACUUGGGGGCGGCGCCGCCCGCCGGCCCGGUGAGCUGCUGA
This is a messenger RNA of Lepus europaeus (European hare), 778 nucleotides long. RefSeq names its product Cbp/p300 interacting transactivator with Glu/Asp rich carboxy-terminal domain 4 (gene CITED4). The record is from RefSeq and is a predicted model, not a curated record. Gene Ontology annotation, cellular component: nucleus. Gene Ontology annotation, biological process: regulation of DNA-templated transcription. The transcript has a single exon. NCBI's taxonomy places the organism in Eukaryota, Metazoa, Chordata, Mammalia, Lagomorpha, Leporidae. The coding region runs from base 227 to 778 and encodes 183 amino acids.